Molecule: messenger RNA, 1254 nt
Organism: Triticum turgidum subsp. durum (durum wheat)
Lineage: Eukaryota; Viridiplantae; Streptophyta; Magnoliopsida; Poales; Poaceae
Source: the annotation of a GenBank genome assembly
AUGCUGCAGUGCGUCUUCCUCCUCUCCGAUUCCGGGGAGGUGAUGGUGGAGAAGCAGAUGACGGCGCACCGCGUGGACCGCGCCAUCUGCGGCUGGUUCUGGGAGUACGUUCUCGCCCACGCCGCCGGCGACCCGUCCAAGGUCUUGCAGGUUGUGGUGUCCCCAACACACUACUUGUUUCAAGUAUAUCGCAGUGGGGUGACGUUCUUGGCGUGCACCCAAGUGGAGAUGCCCCCCUUGAUGGCUAUCGAGUUUCUCUCUCGCGUGGCUGAUGUCUUGACAGAUUACCUUGGAGAUAUAAAUGAAGACACAAUCAAAGACAACUUCGUAAUUGUUUAUCAGAUUCUAGAUGAAAUGAUGGACAAUGGCUUUCCACUAACUACUGAGCCAAACAUCUUGAAAGAGUUGGUUGCCCAACCAAAUAUGGUCAGCAAAAUGUUGAAUGUUAUGACUGGUAAGAGUUCUACUAUCGGUAGCAAACUUCCAGAUGCAACUGCUUCUUUUGUACCUUGGAGAACAACAAUUGUCAAGGAUGCAAGCAAUGAAGUCUAUGUUAACAUAGUUGAGGAACUAGAUGCAUGUGUGAACAGGGAAGGGGUUCUAGUGAAAUGUGAGGCAUGUGGUGAAAUUGAAGUGAAUUCAAGUCUUCCAGGGUUACCAGAGUUGACAUUGUCAUUUGCAAAUCCUACAAUUAUCAAUGAUGUGAGGUUCCACCCUUGUGUCCGAUUUAGACCCUGGGAAGCCAAUCAGAUCCUAUCAUUUGUUCCUCCUGAUGGGCAGUUCAAGCUUAUGAGUUAUAGGGUUAAGAAAUUGAAGACCACACCAAUUUACGUGAAACCACAAUUAUCAUCUGAUUCUGGGAAUUGCCGUGUUCAUGUGAUGGUGGGGAUUCGGAAUGAUCCUGGGAAACCUAUUGAUUCUAUAAUAGUGCAGUUUCAGUUGCCUCCCCUUAUUGCUUCUGCUGAUUUGACGGCAAACCACGGCACAGUCGACAUCCUUGCUGAUCAGACCUGUGUGUGGACAAUUGGGCAUAUUCCGAAAGACAAAGCACCAUCCCUCUCUGGAAAUCUACGUCUCGAGGAAGGACUCGCUCAUCUGCAUGCAUUUCCAAUAUUUCAGGUGAAAUUCAGGAUUAUGGGGGCUGCGCUGUCUGGGCUUCAAAUUGAUAAACUGGACGUGAAAAAUACACCAAGCGCACCAUACAAAGGUUUUCGAGCCCAAACUCAGGCUGGAAGGUAUGAGGUCAGGUCCUAG